Molecule: messenger RNA, 1432 nt
Organism: Aegilops tauschii subsp. strangulata
Lineage: Eukaryota; Viridiplantae; Streptophyta; Magnoliopsida; Poales; Poaceae
Molecular function (GO): protein dimerization activity
Source: RefSeq, a predicted model, not a curated record
GCGAGCUACCCCUCAAAAAAACUCACCGCACACCACUCCUCUUUCUGCCCGGGCAGCGAACCCUAGCGCUCUCACCCUCUCAGCCCCGCACACCACUCCUCCUUCUGGAUCAACCGCCGCCGCCCCCAACCCCACUCCCUCCCUCUGGAUCUCGACGCGACGCCACUCCCUCCCUCCAUAUCGAGAGAGAGCUCGCCGCCGUCCUCCUAUUCUCGCCCCUACACUUCCCUCCCCCUUAACCCCGAGGCGGCAACGCAGACGGCCAUCGACCUCGCCCACCUAACCCUAGCGAGAGCAGAGUGGCCAUGGAUCCGUCGAAGCUGGGCGAGCUGCGCUCCUUCGUGGAGGAGUGCAAGAAGGACCCGGCGCUCCUCGCCGACCCCGCCCUUGCCUUCUGCCGCGACUACCUCACCUCGCUCGACGCCAACCUCCCCGCCGCCGCCGCCGCCAAGCCCGCACCCAAGGCGAGGUCCAUGGACGACAUCGACGACAAUGAUGGCGAGGAUGAGGAGGACGACGACCAGGAUGCUCUGGAUCCGCGCCACCUGUGCUCCUCGACCUCGAAGUCAGGCUCACGUUUCCCCAGGCUGGUGCUCGCAAUUGCUUGGAGUCCGGGGGGUAACGCUUCUCUCUGCCGGGUGUUAUUACUCUGGUGGCCACCAUUCCCCUCCCCUGGUUUAGCAGCAAUAGCAGGGAAGAUCAAAGAUGCCAUCUCAGCCCUGGCAGUGGCAACACUGGACGAUGAUAACGAUGAAGUCACGGAGCGAAGCCCUCCUGAAUUGCCUCGAGACGGCUGCUCGGCGCUACAGGAUACCGUGAAAUUCAGUUCAUUGUGGCUUGGUUUUGUCAGGACGCAGACGACCAUCGACAUCCUGGGGCGGCAUGCAUAUGACAACAUGGGGCGGUUCACGGCCCGGCAGCUGGAGGCGGUGGAGAAGCUGUGGAACUCGAUCAAGGAGCAGCAGAUCCGGCGCAAGCACGACAAGUCGACGAGCGGGAAGCUGGACGUGAACGCCUUUGAGCGGCUCCAGGAGAAGUCUAUGCAAAAACGGUGAGAAUGACAAGGUGAAGAUGAAGUGCUGCUAUGGUCAUGGGCGACCGUGGAAGGCAUAUCACCGUUCUGACAGGAGCAGGUGCCUAGUUUACGAUCGGUAUCGAAAGAGCUCCAUGCUGAAGAACAUAGCUCGUAACCGUAUCUUGUUAUUACUCGUGUGGAGCUUGUAACCGUGAUUGCCAUACUUUUAGAGCUUGUAGCUAGUUAUUAAACUUGUACACAGCUUCUGGUAGAGCAUGUAUAUGUUGGAGCUUAUUACGUGUAGAGCUUGUAGAUCUUGUAAAGUACUGUAUAUGUUAGAGCUUAUUACCUGUAAUUUGUACAACAGGAGAUCUGUACUGAAUCUAGAGUAUUACGUGUCUUUUUUGUUUGUGCCAA